AUGUUGGGUUGGAUGCUGAGACGCGGCGAGGACGCGCCUAACGCUGUCAACGACGGUGACACUACUCAGAUCGAUGCGCCCGAUACCCCUGCCCCAGUAUUUGCUGCAAGAGCUUUCAAGAGCGCCUUGUUUGGAACCCCGGCGCGACCGAGCGACAACCAAGCCACGAGAGCAGCCAAACAAAAGAACAUGAAGACGGAAGCAGUCUCUCAGACACCGCCUCGACCCCAGGGCAUUCUUUUGACCCCGGGCACGGGAACCACGAGGAGGAAGCGCGUGUCAUUUGGACAGGACGUCAAAAAGACCAAUGAUCUUAAUGUGAUCCAUGAGAACGAGACACGCCAUCGCACGCGCCUGAACGAGGCUCUGGAAAAGGCAUCGCGAUCCGCAGCUCAGGAGGCUGCGACGCGACGAAAUCAGGAUGACACCUCAGACGACGAGUGGGAAGAAGCCGACGACGAGGAUUGCUGCACCCACGACAUCACGAUCGACCUGAACGAGCCGCACUCACAAUCCGGGAAGUACUGGAAGGAGGAGUUCGAAAAGUAUCACGACGAGGCCAAGAUCGAGAUGGAGAAAUUGCUCAAGUACAAGCAGCUGGCAAAGUCAUAUGCCAAGCAAAAGGACGCCGAGGCCAGUGACCUUGCCGUCAAGCUCAAGGAAGAGCAGCAAAAGGUGAUUGAGAUGGAGAAGCAGAUUGCUGAGGGCGCGUCUCGGAUCGCAUCGAAGCGAGAUGAUCGAUCGGACGAUGUUAACUCUGAGCUCCUAUCAACUUUGACGAAACAAACCGCUUUGGCAGUGCAGUAUCGAACUCGUGUCCAAGAACUCGAGGAUCAACUUGAGGAGUUCCUCAAGGACCGAGAAGACGACCCAGAUUCAAAGGCCGGCCGCAGGCGUCGACUGGCAACAUCACCAAGAACCCAAAAGACCAUUCUAGAAACACAAAGAGAGUUGAGGAAGGCACGCGCCCAGGUGAAGGAGCUGGGUGAACUUCGCGACCAGGUCUCAACUCUUAGGAGUCAACUCAGAGCAGCAGAAAAGAGAGCCUCAAAGGCUGAGACACAGACAACGACUGUGCCUGACACUCCUCGCGAGAGUGCAAGGGCUCAGGAUCUACGCGCCCAGCUUCGUGAGGCCAAGGAAGAGAACAAGAGAAAAGACGAAGAGAUCCGCCAACUCAAGGAAGAGUUUGAGGCAUACCGAAAGGAGACCGAAGCCCAAGCUACGGAUAAGAAUGGAGUGUUGGAACGCGCCCAUUCAAAGAUUGCAGAACUCAAGAAGGAGAUAAGGACACUGAAGACGGGAGAACAAGCACCUACAACUCGACCAAAGAGCUGGCAUGUUCACACGGAGAUCAGUCGUCUAGCGGAGGAAAACUCUAGACGAAAGGAGGAAUCCUCAGAAAGGGCUUUCAAUCAGCGCGGCCAUGACCUCGAACGGCGAAGCUUCGACUUGACGGAUCUGCAAGGCGAGUCCAUUGGGCUCAAGGCGACAAACCCCAACGUCCCUUCAUUGCGACAGAAGUUCCACGAAGAUGCCCUCCCCAAGGUGACCCAAUCAGACGUUGGAACUACGAAGCAAUCAGGUCUUGGUGAUAGGCCAAAUCUUGGCCGACCUAGAUGGCAGCCAUUCGUGCCGCGAUCACCCAGGAACAGGGCUUAUCUCGGCGAGGAGCUCACCAAGCGCAUCGAGAGUGGAGGUGCCGCGUCCGGAGUCCCCGAAAUCGAUGACAUUGCCGUGCCUGAUCUACCCGCCCUCGCCAAGUCGAUUGCGCGCUCAAAGCGAAACACGGCAACCGACAAGGCAGAUGACAACAUUGAUCUCCUGCAGGAUCGCUUCACGCGUCUAGGAGGGCCAGAGCAGAGCAACGGCGCACCUCCAGCCACCACGUCGAAGAGCACACUACCACCGGAGCGUAGAGCAGCGGCGAUUGCGCGAAUCGAGCAGAGAAUGGCGGAGAAGAAGCGGGCGCAGAGAAGGAAGGGGUUUGACAAAGAGAAUGUUCGACCUUGA
Molecule: messenger RNA, 2013 nt
Organism: Fusarium falciforme
Lineage: Eukaryota; Fungi; Ascomycota; Sordariomycetes; Hypocreales; Nectriaceae
Product: Cut12 domain-containing protein
Exons: 2
Coding region: 1-2013 (670 amino acids)
Source: RefSeq, a predicted model, not a curated record